AUGCCCCCAAUGGAUCUUGCAUCAGCCCGUGGGACCAAGCUUAGCGAUAUCGUAAUCGAUCACCGCCCCAGCACAGGCCGUGGCAAGAAACUUACCCUUGCGCAAGAGGGCGUUCUGAGGAGACUGUAUGAACAAGAAUUGCCCUCCGUGUCAAAUGGCAAGGUUCCGGCGAAAGGAUUCUGGGAAAAUCUUGCGUCGUUGUUUCACGAUCACACCGGUCGCGAGUACUCAUGGUUGUCUGUGAAGCGGCGGGCUGCGGGUUGGCGUCAGAAGUCUGUAGAAAUUGACGGGCGACUGGAUGCCUCUCGUGCUAGCGAGCUCGGGGUUGAGGAUUGGGAACCUGGGCCUAGUAAUCAAGAUAUUGCUCGUCAAUCCUCACGCCAGGAGGGUUCAUGCGAGAGCGAACAACCCAAUAUGCAACAAAACAAGCCUCCCCCGCACCCGCAGGAUUCGAAGCCCAUGGGGCUGUCUCAACUUGAAGAAAGUCCCGGUGUCGGCGACUGGUUGCAGCGCAGUUGGUUUUCAGGUGAUCCAGAUCCAAGCCAAGACACCAGUAGGAAUCUCAGAUCUCCUCGCAUGUCUGAACCCCGCCCCCGAUCCAGGUCGCCCCAGCGUGUAUUGCAGCCCAGAUAUCGCCGCCGAUCCCCUUCGCCAACGAGACGUACCAGAAUUAUUUCCAAACGAUUGCAUCAUCAGCUGGCGUCUCCCACUGAUGAAAUAGUCGCGUCUGGUCCCAAUCCUUGGUCUGGCUCUUCCCUAGCUCAUGAAGAUGUGCAACCCAGCCCUCAGGGUAAACGAAACCCCCUUGGAUUCAACCAUAUCCGCGAGUCGAUGAAGAAAGAUGAGUCUGAGAACCACGCUCGUGAUUCAUCAAGAUUUAAGCGAGUGGAGAACAAAGUCAGCAACGGUCUUCUUGCUUCGCCACGCCUAUCUGAGCAAGAUGACUUACCACUGGCCCCAACUCGGAUUUUGAGAAGGCGUGUUGCAAAAUGA
This is a messenger RNA of Penicillium expansum, 993 nucleotides long. RefSeq lists its product as uncharacterized. The record is from RefSeq and is a predicted model, not a curated record. Bases 1 to 993 code for a protein of 330 amino acids. The transcript has a single exon. Lineage: Eukaryota; Fungi; Ascomycota; Eurotiomycetes; Eurotiales; Aspergillaceae.